AUGAAACUCUCCAUUAGUAUUGUUUUUCUUGUGUUGUUGUUGGCAUGUGCUGUAUGUGCAUUAGAACAACAACAACACUUGACUCAACCAGAUUCUUCUGUAAAGCUUGCCAAGUUGAUUCAAGAACUCGUCAAGAAGGAAAUCAAAAGAACCACAAGAAGAAUGAUCAGACAAGCAAUGAGAGAGGAGGAAACACUUGCAGAACAAUCAGACAGUUACUACUACUACAACCACGCACCAUACAAUACCUAUGGACGUGCAGUGGAUUUCAUUCGUGGCAGAAAUAAUGGUAAUAACAGAUUACUUGCAGAUGCGCAAUCAUCACCACCUCCAGUGUCACGUGCUGGUUGUUACAACCAAUGUUAUGAAAAAUAUGGUGGAAUGUUUAACGAACUAUUUACUUCCAAAGUUGAAAGAUGCAAGGCCACCUGUCGAUUUUAUUUUGUUGAGAAAUAA
Messenger RNA from Naegleria lovaniensis, 456 nucleotides. RefSeq lists its product as uncharacterized. The coding region runs from base 1 to 456 and encodes 151 amino acids. The transcript has a single exon. The record is from RefSeq and is a predicted model, not a curated record. Lineage: Eukaryota; Heterolobosea; Eutetramitea; Acrasida; Naegleriidae.